Messenger RNA from Darwinula stevensoni, 2992 nucleotides. The record is from the annotation of a GenBank genome assembly. NCBI's taxonomy places the organism in Eukaryota, Metazoa, Arthropoda, Ostracoda, Podocopida, Darwinulidae.
CAAUAACAAGCCAGGUAUCUCGGAGCGAGAGCCGGGAUUCCGCACAUAAUUAUGUUGACCAGAUUUUUGAUGGUGUUCGUAUGCCUGGUGCUAAGCGUGUUGGCGACGAUCGAGGAGUACGAGGAAUUUGCCGGGGAACUUCUUCUCUACAUGGAAGUCGUAGUCGUCAUCUGGUUCACCCUGGAAUUCCUGGCCAGAAUGUGGUCCGCAGGAUGCCGGUCGAGGUAUCAGGGAAAAUUUGGGAGGAUCAAGUUUCUACGGAGGCCUUUUUGUGUGAUAGAUGUGAUCACCAUCACGGCGUCACUGGUGGUGCUGGGGAUGGGAAGCAGCGGGCAAGUUUUCGCUGCUUCGGCGCUCCGCGGUUUGCGGUUCUUCCAAAUUCUCCGCAUGGUCCGCAUGGACCGAAGGGGAGGCACGUGGAAGCUCCUCGGAUCCGUCGUCUAUGCCCAUCGACAGGAACUCAUCACGACGCUUUACAUAGGCUUUCUGGGCCUUAUCUUCGCUUCUUUCCUCGUCUACUUGGCCGAGAAGGACGCCAACAACAAAGCCUUCAAGAACUAUGCGGACGCCUUGUGGUGGGGUGUGAUUACCCUGUGCACUGUGGGCUAUGGAGAUACCGUCCCGGUGACAUGGCAAGGGAAAAUCAUCGCCUCCUUUUGUGCCCUUCUCGGCAUCUCCUUCUUCGCCCUCCCCGCGGGCAUCCUGGGUUCGGGUUUCGCGCUGAAGGUCCAGCAGCAGCAGCGACAAAAGCACAUGAUCCGCCGGCGGCAACCAGCCGCGACCUUGAUUCAAAAUCUCUGGAGAUGCUACGCUGCCGAUCAUUCCUCGAUAUCCAUUGCCACCUGGAAGAUCCAUCAAGUCCCCUUGCCUUCCCCACCGACCUUCAAGCACAACGCGAGCUUCGUGACGCGACUGCCGACGAUCCGGCGACACAAGCACGUGUCCAAUCCCCAUUCCCCCUCGUAUAACACCCGCGGCCGGAGUUCCCAGGGUGAUCCGACGGGAAAUUCUCAGGAGAACAUCCGCCUGAAUCCCUCUGCCAGCGAGGAUUCCGUCAACAGGGGCAGCUCCGAGUCCAGUUUCCUCAGGAAAACCAAUUCCGACGAUGAAGAAGAGGAGCCUCGCCUCCUACAAUUGACGGAUCAGCAUAAGAAUGCCAUCAGAGCCAUCAGAAAGAUAAAAUACUACGUGGCAAGGCGGAUAUUUCGAGAGGCGCUCAAACCUUUCGAUAUAAAAGACGUGAUCGAACAGUACAGUUUAGGGCACACUGAUCUCUGCAAUAGAGUGAAGCACCUUCACGGCAGGCUGGAUGUGAUACUUGGGAGACCAGGGUCCAAAAGCAAAGAUGUCUACGAAUCCAAGCAAAGCCUUGCUUCCAGAGUGGUCAAGAUCGAGAGGCAGGUGGACGACCUGGAGUCCAAGAUGGACCAAUUCUUCGAGAUGUACCUGGAAGAUCGAAAGCGGCUCUGUGUCUUGCCAUUCCCUGAACCUCAACCUCCCCCACCCUCUCCCAUCACUCAAGGUUCACCCUCGAAUUCCCCGAACCCUAGUUCAAACCCGUCCAUAUUCCCGAUGAAGUCCUUCCUCGUCGAGAAAGAUUCGACAGCGUAUUCAGCCCCGUCGACUCCGUCCCAGCCCUUGUCCAUCGUGACACCGAUGAAUAUUACGCCCCGUCUUCGCGGCAUGGUCCGGGGUUAUUCCGACCUCGGACAACGCCUCAAGAAGAAGGUCACCCUCAGCGUGAGGGGACUUCCUCGAGUGGAAAGUGAUACGUCCAUGGCAGGGAAAAUGCCUUUCAUCAAACUCCCCAGUAAAUCCGACGAGCCGGACUUCAUCGACAGCGACGACGUGGAAACCGGACAGCUCCGAUUGACGAUGACACCCCCCCCGUACACGGGUCACGAUGCCAUCUCGGAGGAGAACGAAAUUCUGUUGAGAAGGGGAUACGACGAGGGAGAUGCGAACGGUUCCCUCCUGAAUGAAGAAUCCCCAGACGAAUCCGCUCGCCUCCCCCUCCCUCCUCUCUUCACCGCCGGAUUCCUCAAAGUCCCGGACACGGCCCUAUAGCUAGUGGGCAACACUGGGAGGCAGACUGUCUCAAUCGGAAGACAAGAACAAAGGCGAGGACAGCGUAAACGUCCUGCUUCCCACGUACCUGACACUCCUUUGAUCUUGGUGUCUCCUCCAGUGGACUUCGAGACAGCUGUGUGAUAUCAACUUCCAUUUCGGGGAAGAUAGAACUCUUUCAUAAAUGAUUCUCUCUAUGUUUAUCCUUCCUUUCCCUUUCCACUCCUGCCCUAAGGACCAGGGGAUGUUAUUUAUAAGGUAAUGUUACCUGAAUUUUCAGUAGGACAAAAAUUUCCUCUUUCUUGUCAGGAAUCGGAGACGAAUAGCAAUAGGGAAACUAGGGCGGUGAUGAUGGAAGGACAUGGAUCACGAUCAUCUCCCCCCCCCCCCUCUCCCCCCCAUCAAGUUCUUCCUCGUUUUCGCUCUGUAAACCUUUCACCUUUCACUAUCGUUUCCCUUGUGAUGAAAACUUACUAGAUCCAUUCUUCCAACAUCCGAGCUUCGAAGCUCGCUAUUUUAAUGGGUUCGGUGAGUUGCAAGAUAGAGUCAAAAAGGUAAAGGGAUGAUUUUCUUGCAUCGCUCUAAUCUUUCACCCAGCUACCUAGCUGUUUUCGACAGGGGACCAAUUGACUCUCAUCGAUAGCAAUAUUCUCUCUCUCUUUUAGAUGAUGUCCUAUUGCUUAAUUUUUUUUUUCCACCUCUCGAGCAGGAGUCGCGAGGUGCUUCCAUCGAAGACCUAUAUAAGUCCAAUGCAGUGAUAUCCUUUACACUUUAUCAUUUCGGACAGGUCCGAUCUAGUUAUAUCUAGGAGACUCGCAUGCCUUGUUGAUGCUGAUGAUGAGAAUUUCUCUUCUUGCAUCUCUGUGUUAUCGAGUGUGAUUGAACCUGGAUGGCUGGAGUUAGCUUGAAUAAAAAGACUCUUGAG